Messenger RNA from Histoplasma capsulatum G186AR, 594 nucleotides. RefSeq lists its product as uncharacterized. The record is from RefSeq and is a predicted model, not a curated record. The coding region runs from base 1 to 594 and encodes 197 amino acids. NCBI's taxonomy places the organism in Eukaryota, Fungi, Ascomycota, Eurotiomycetes, Onygenales, Ajellomycetaceae. The transcript is spliced from 2 exons.
AUGAAUCGGCCAAUGCAACGAGAUAUCUCGCACUAUUUGUUGCAAACGUCGACGUCCAAGAAACGCCAGAAUGGUUUAGAGACGCGUGAUCACGUGGUAGAUCAAGCUAGCUCCAGAUCCACACGACGCGACUUCUUCAAGAAAAUCCCCCCGCAUCGACCAGCGCAAGAACGCAAGUUGGCAACCAAUUCGUUUGCGCACUUUUCAGUGACCCUGGCUCGUCGACAAGUUAUGUUGUUAUGGAAUUCAUCGAAGGGGCAACACCCUAGAUACUCAAACAGUACUUUCUGGAAAUGCGUGAUUCCUCCCUCAUCGGGCUAUUUUAUGGCAGUAUCGGGGAAAUCCCCCUUCUGCAUGGUAUUUUCUGGAACCCCCCCAAAGUCGACGCUUUCGAUCAAUGGUAGUUUCGACUCUGAAGCUGCACUGAGUGAAGCGAUGACUUUGAAGUCUCUAGAGGCAGCCGAUCUCCCUACCGUCCGCAAGGCUGACUUCUAUCAUCGAUCGCUAUCGCAUAUAAUUUUCGAGACCAUGCUCCGAAAUUUAUGCGUGGGGGACUUCCAGCGUAAGAACAUCACAAUCAACCAAAUCGCCUGA